ACCUUCUUCAACUCCAUGAGCCCCCUCUCCUCGCAGUCCAUGUUCUCGGCGCCCAGCAGCAUCUCUUCCAUGAACAUGCCGUCCAGCAUGGGGCACUCGGCCGUGCCGGGCAUGGCCAACUCCGGCCUCAACAACAUCAACAACAUCAGCGGCUCUUCGCUCAACUCGGCCAUGUCCUCCCCGGCCUGUCCCUACGGGCCACCGGGCUCGCCUUACAGCGUCUACCGGGACACUUGCAACUCCCGCUUAGCCAGCCUCAGACUGAAAUCAAAGCAGCACUCCAGUUUCGGCUACAGCAGUUUGCAAAGCCCCGGCUCUAGUCUAAACGCCUGUCAGUACAACAGUUGACGGACUUGACACAAACCACCUCCGACAGAACACCGCCGA
Messenger RNA from Apaloderma vittatum (bar-tailed trogon), 387 nucleotides. RefSeq names its product pituitary homeobox 1. Gene Ontology annotation, molecular function: RNA polymerase II cis-regulatory region sequence-specific DNA binding; DNA-binding transcription factor activity, RNA polymerase II-specific. Bases 16 to 348 code for a protein of 110 amino acids. Gene Ontology annotation, cellular component: nucleus. Gene Ontology annotation, biological process: regulation of transcription by RNA polymerase II; anatomical structure morphogenesis. Lineage: Eukaryota; Metazoa; Chordata; Aves; Trogoniformes; Trogonidae. The transcript has a single exon. The record is from RefSeq and is a predicted model, not a curated record.